Messenger RNA from Colletotrichum navitas, 874 nucleotides. RefSeq lists its product as uncharacterized. The transcript has a single exon. Lineage: Eukaryota; Fungi; Ascomycota; Sordariomycetes; Glomerellales; Glomerellaceae. The annotation marks the transcript as partial. The record is from RefSeq and is a predicted model, not a curated record.
CCCCCCCCCGUGCUGGUGGUCAUCUGGAUGAGGCCUCACGAGGCGUUCCUCGCGAUGUUGGCUUUGGCUAGCUACCUAGGUGUGUGUCGUGCGUGUUUGCGAAUGGAGCCGGGCCGAGGGACGGGGCUUGGCCAUCGAUGCCUGCCUAUGCCGUCGCGCCGGGCUUUCUCCUCUUUCCAACGGACCGCUGAAGCAUGUCUAUCAGAAAGACCUGACGACGGAGGCAGGGCAGGCAAGGGACUCGUAUUAAACGCGGCGACUUCCACCCCGAACCUCCAGUCGCCAACGGUCUGCCUCUUAGCUACUCGUCGCGGUUCAGUUCUAGACUUGGGAGGCCGUGGCGGUGCGGGGGGGGGGAAACGCUCGAGAGAUGGAAGGUCACGGGCCGGUGUAACGGCGUCAUACGUUAAAGCUCGCAGCUUUCAGAAGCGUGCGGCAGCCGCAAACACCCACCCGCGGCUCUUAUUCCCAGCCAUCGUCUGUCGGUUACACACUAAGUAACAGCAUCGCCCGCCGGUCGGCGCACAGUCGCACUUCCCCCAUCGCAGGUCCUGACGGGGUGCAAGGAGUGACGCGGAUGGCUAGCCCCGAGCUUCCUUCCCAUUGGUGUUCCUGAAACAAACCUUGAUCGCUCUGGGGGGGGGGGAGGGGGGUGAAGAAGGAAGACAUGGCCCGUUUCUUUCUUGUCUGCCGACCGCCGCGAUGGUCUUGUACCGGGUACACUACUUUGGCUGCACGUGAUAGAGAUACACUUGACCUCGGAGGAGGGAGGAGGAGGAGGAGGAGGAGGAGGUGAGGGGGAGGAAGAGAGAGAGAGAGAGAGUGUGUGUGUGUGUGUGUGCAGAAGGAGACGGUGGUGGAUGCCGAAAGUGGC